UCAUGCAGAUUGAUUUUGAAAUUGAAGACCUACAUGAUCUGCCUGGGACCCAGCUCAUCACAUGGCAGGUGGAAUAUCCUGGAGAUACAACAUCUGACCUAGGUGUCUCCAAGAUCUAUGUAAGCCAAAAGGACCUGGUAGGAGUCCUCCCGUUGGCUAUGGAAGCAGAGAUCCUGAAUACGGCAAUCCUCACUGGGAAAACCGUGGCCGUCCCUGUGAAGGUGGUCUCUGUGGAGGACGACGGGACUGUGACUGAUCUUGUAGAGUCUGUGGAGUGCAGGUCAUCUGAUGAAGAUGUGAUUAAGGUUUCUGACAGAUGUGACUAUGUCUUUGUCAACGGGAAGGAAAUGAAAGGCAAAGUGAAUGUCAUCAUUAAUUUUACAUACCAGCAUCUCAGCGCCCCAUUAGAAAUGACAGUUUGGGUUCCUCGUCUCCCGCUGCAGAUAGAGGUCUCUGACACAGAACUAAAUCAGAUCAAGGGGUGGAGGGUUCCCAUCAUCGCUAAUAAGAGACCAGCCCGAGACAGCGAUGAUGAAGAGGAGGACGAGCGGAAGGGACGAGGCUGCGCCCUCCAAUACCAGCAUGCCAUGGUGCGGGUCCUAACACAGUUUGUAGCUGAGCCCUCAGACCCAGGCGGGCAGCUGAGCUAUUUGCUGGGCUCUGACUGGCAGCUUGAUAUCACGGACCUGGUGAGUGACUUCAUGCAAGUGGAGGAGCCAAGAAUCGCUAAGCUGCAAGGAGGGCAGGUGUUGAUCGGACAGGAACUUGGAAUGACAACGAUUCAGAUCCUGUCUCCUCUUUCGGAUGCCAUCUUGGCUGAGAAGACUGUGACGGUCCUGGAUGAGAAGGUGACGAUCACAGACCUGGGAGUCCAGCUGGUAACUGGACUGUCCCUCUCCCUGCAGCUCAGCCCAGGAAGCAAUAAGGCCAUCUUUGCCACAGCAGUAGCACAGGAGCUUCUUCAGUCCCCGAAGCAGGAGGCAGCCAUCAGCUGCUGGAUCCAGUUCAGUGAUGGAGCCGUUAUGCCCCUGGAUAUUUAUGAUGCCAAAGACUUCUCCCUGACAGCUACGUCUCUGGAUGAGAAGGUGGUCUCCAUUCAUCAUGACCCUAAAUUCAAAUGGCCUGUGAUCGCCGCCGAGACAGAAGGCCAGGGGGCCCUGGUGAAAGUGGAGAUGGUGAUCAGCGAGUCGUGCCAGAAAUCCAAGAGGAAGAGGACAAGCGAUGCCAACCCGAACAUCAGUGACAGCAGGCUUGGCGGGGCUGGCGUCCACCUGGAAAACCAUGCAAGUGACCGGCGUCAGAAAAGCACGCUGCAGGAACGAGGUAGGUCAGACGGGCAAUAUUAUAGCAGCUCCUCGGUGGGCCGAGAGGAAGGCAAAAGGACCUCCACUGACCAGUCUAUUUUAAACAGAAAAGAUGACAGAGAAAGUCUUCUGGAUGAUGACAGCCACCUGCAGAACAUCCCAAUAGACUUCACCAGCUUCCCCGCACAGGUGGACCUGCCACGAAACAACGGGGACUUGGAGGAGAAUGACCUUGUCCAGACACCCAGGGGGCUCAGUGAUCUGGAGAUAGGAAUGUAUGCUUUGUUGGGGGUCUUCUGCCUGGCUAUCCUCGUCUUCCUGAUCAACUGUGUCACCUUUGCUUUGAAGUACAGGCACAAGCAGGUCCCCUUUGAAGAACAAGAAGGCAUGAGCCACUCUCAUGACUGGGUUGGGCUGAGCAACAGGACAGAGCUUCUGGAGAAUCACAUUAACUUCUCAUCCCAACAGGAUGAACGCAUUACAGCCAUUGACAGAGGGGUGGACUUUGAAGAGAGCAAGUAUCUCCUCAACACAAAUGCCCCCAAAAAUGUUAAUGGCCAGGUCUUCAGGUCACCAGAGUCUGCGUUCACUGACGGGAAGGAGCAGAAGAGCGAACCGACCACCUCUCCUACCUCCAAGAGGAAACGAGUUAAAUUCACCACCUUUACCACCAUUUCCUCUGACGAUGGGUGCCCUACUGUCAACUCCAUCCUGAUGAGCAGUGAGGAUGAUAUUAAAUGGGUUUGCCAGGAUAUGGACCUUGGGGAGUGCAAAGAACUAAAAAACUAUAUGGAGAGAUUACAUGAAAAUGUGUAACGACAGACUAAGGACAUUUUGUUCUUUUGUUUUUCACUCACCUUCUGCCUUUAAUUUUUGGGUGUCGGGGCAAAAACGAAUGCAUUUGCAAACAAGAAUCAACGGAUGAAUAAUAGCUCAAUGGAGCCCCAGAAAGCCACCCAAAACCAGCUGGGAGAGCAGAAAUCGGAGACGUCUCAUAUAAUUCAAGUCUUCUCUGCGCUCCGAGACUUUGGAGUGAGAGAUGGUGAGGUCCCUGCUGCAUGGCAACAUGGAAAAAAAAAAAAAAGACUUAGCAAAAUAAUAAGAUCUCAUUCUCUGAGCUUUCCCAGGAAAUCGAUAAAAAUAACAAACUCCAACGCAGUUUGGAUAUUACAAAGCUCACAUGGCUCUAAUGUUCGAUAUUGCACGCUGUGGUUAAAAGCAAAAAUUGGGCUUGGAAUAAAUAGAUCCGUGAAAAGAAGUAUGUCAUUCAAGUCAGAAGCAGAGAACAUCAAUCCGAGAAUGUUAAUUUAAAGCUGACAAACAAUUGCAGCGUGAGCAAAGCAGCUACUGUAGUUGUAAAGUGAUGAGUUUCCAAAGAAUUAAAGGGGGAGAAAAAAAAGACUGGGUUGUUUACAGACCAGCGUGAUCACUUCCCAAGCACUGAGAAUGGAUACACAUAUUCAAUUAAAACUGAAAUUCUCUUUUUAAGUAGAUGCCAAGUUAAUAAACUUUGCUGGCCACUUUUCAGUAUUUCUUAAUUUGUAAAAUAGGAGAAGGUAUCAUCUAUAAUCAACAUGCCGCUUAUAUAAAAGAAGGUUUGUUCUAGAAAGGUUUGAGUGAACCAAGAUGUUUUUAAGAAGCCCACUUUAUCUGGAUUCCCUGUUUAAAUUUGUAUUCCCAGUCGUAUUUCUGGAGCACUCUCAUUUGCUACCCUGGGGGCACUUAUUAGCAUCCGUCUGAUUUGGAAGUUUGAUAGCUUUUCCCUUUCCUUACAACCACACGUACUUCCAUGCAGCCUACUUCCACCAAGCACAGAAGCCAUUGGUACUAAAUUGGUAGUCACUUUACAUGUUGCCAGUUACCAAAGUUGGCCGCUGUCUCUUGGGUAAGUGUAACUUGUGCUGAAUUCAGAUACCAACACUGACUUGCUCUUUGAUCUG
Messenger RNA from Alligator sinensis (Chinese alligator), 3244 nucleotides. RefSeq names its product transmembrane protein 132D. NCBI's taxonomy places the organism in Eukaryota, Metazoa, Chordata, Crocodylia, Alligatoridae. The record is from RefSeq and is a predicted model, not a curated record.